This is a messenger RNA of Panicum virgatum (switchgrass), 2533 nucleotides long. RefSeq names its product ubiquitin-conjugating enzyme E2 28-like. NCBI's taxonomy places the organism in Eukaryota, Viridiplantae, Streptophyta, Magnoliopsida, Poales, Poaceae. The record is from RefSeq and is a predicted model, not a curated record. The coding region runs from base 251 to 904 and encodes 217 amino acids. The transcript is spliced from 2 exons.
GCUCACGGCAUGCCACGCCAGUGCGAGCUAGCAAGAUCUCACAAGCCAUCUCAAUCCAUUCCUAAAUCCUAAUCCUCCAUCUAUAUAAUGCCUACUCCAACAGUCCAAUCCAUCUAGAGUUGUGUUCGUUCUUACUGAUCUCUGUUAGUAGAGGUAACUACCUUCCAUCGAAUCAUCUCCACUCUCCUGGUUCCUGAUCUCGCAGCAUCACCGCUCACCAGCUCUGCAGCUAGAGGCAGAGGCGGCCACCAUGGUUCCCGGCGGCGGGGCUCUCCAUCUCCGGCGCGCGGCCACCGGCGCGCGGCCAGACAAGUCUCGCCCCUGGACGACGCGGCUCGAGAGGGAGCUCGAGGGGCUCUGGGCCGACACGCCGGAGUGGUGCGUCCCCGGCGCCGACGCGACGGGCCGCCUCCGCUGGCAGGUCGUCGUCGUCGGCCCCGAGGGAAGCCCCUACGACGGCGGAGUCUUCACCGUCCGCGUCGAGUUGCCCCGCGACUACCCCUUCAAGGCUCCCAAGGUCACGUUCGCGACCAAGGUGUACCACCCGAACGUCGAUCCGAGGACCGGGCUGGUUUGCCUCGACUUCCUGACCGACAAGAACUGGUGGACGCCUGUGUGGACGGUGGACAAGAUCCUGCUGGUCGUGGUCUCGCUUCUGCACGAGCCUGUCAUGGACGGCGGCGCCAUCAACCGGGAAGCGGCGUACCUCUACAAGAGGAAAAGGCUCGUGUACGAGGAGAUCGCGCGGGCGACGACCUGGCAGCACGCGUCGGCGUCGGCAGCGCCACGGGAUGAGCCAUCGUCUUCGUCAGAGAAGGAGCGCCGCCCGUCGUCGUCCCGGGGCUUUUCCCAGCUGUGGCACCGUCUCAUGAGGAGGAUGGCGUCUCUUCGGACUUCAGGAUAGGAGGCAGGGCCUGCAGCUGCAGGUUGCCGGCCUCUUGCCUGCUGAGUGCUGACAGAAUUUCUGCUAUGCUGGAUGCUGGAGCUGGACACAUAGGUGAUGAGUGUUUCAUCUUCAGGCCAUUCUAUGCUUGCUACUAGCUUAUCAUUCGUAGCUCAUCAACUAGUGUCCGAUCAAUUAUGGAGAGAUUUGCGCGUUCUUCGGAUGGUUUAGAAAUUAGAAAAUGACUAGAAACACAUGCGCGGCUUUGCCGCGCCCUCCCUUGAGGGCAGGAUUCAAAAAUAUCAAUGAUGCUUAUAACGUCGAUAUAUGGUCAUUGGAGCCAGCAAAGCCUUGGAAACCUGCAUUGGUCUGUUAAUCUUGAGUUGCUAGUGGUACAACCAGUAUUCUUCUGACUGCUAUAAUUCUAGGUGUGAUAGUGAUUUCUAUAACUUAAACCAUCAGUACAACAAGAAAUUUUGUUGUACUACCAUAACAUAGGAGAUUUAGGUGAGCAUUCAAAGGAAGGCAAAUUUUGUUUUAAAAGCUGGAUACAACUUUUGUUGAAGAUUGCAGAUUGCUAGAUAAGGGUAUGCAAGUUUGCCUAAGUAUGGAUCACUGUCAUCAUCAAACUGAUGACCAAACUCUUUGACAUGAAAGCUACAAGAGAAUUUAACUGGUUUCUGUGUCUGCUCCAUUGUUCAUCAUUGAUCACCAAUUGCAGGAACAAGCAAGAGUUGUCACACUUGAGCCGCACCCUACUUGCUUUGUACGAAUAAUUACGAAUUUGUCAUCCUGAGUCUUCGCUUUAAACCAAGGACAAUUGCAUUGCUAAGUACAUCAUGCCUUAAGUUCUAGAAAACCAUGUAUACAUCAUGCAAAUGAAAGCUAUUGCCAUGUUUGCUGGCAUUCUUCGAUUCAGAACAGUUUGCUUAGUAGUUGCCUUGGUAAUUGUCGUUUCACACCUAUGAAAAACUGAUAGUUUUGGUGCAAUUCUAUUAUAUUAAUUAAUAUGAUUAUUUCAGAUAGGUAUUUAAAUAAAAUAUAUAUUAAAAGAAAUAUAAUCUUCAGUAAAUAAGAUGGAGGCGUAUCAAUUGUCAACCAUGAAAUAAUCAACAAUGGUUGCAAUAGAAUUAUAACUUUAUAGAGAGGUACCUAUCUCAAAAGGAUUCAUGUCUCUAGAUCAUUCUUGAAUUCAAUGUGUAGACUGAGCUCUCUUUUCAUCAUCCUUUUUGGUCCUUAUAAAAAUGGUUGUGCCUUAAUGCCUAGGCGUAUGAUACAUUGUUCAUAUAGGAGUUCAAAAGCAAGCUUGUUAAUUCAAUACAUCUGCUUUUAAAGCAUUGCUUGUUGAUCGUUGUAAAAUGAAUAUAUGGUAAAAGAUCUUACUCUGCUAUAUCAAUUAUUCAGAUAAUAUGUUAUUAUAUGAUACAUUCAAUGGGACAAUGCAAUUCUUAUUUCGGUAGGUUGCACAGUGCCUUACAAAGGAGAACGAAACCUAAACAACUAUGAAGCUGUGGAGUGUGAGGAAGUUUAUGAACAUCCAUGGAAAGAAGCAAAUCUGUGAUCAAAGAGCCAGCCAUAUUUAACCUUGCAGGUAAAUAGGAAAGUCCAAAGAUGCUGUCAGGCUAAACAUUCAAAUUAGCAGCCAGGGAA